UUCAUCUGUGAUACGAUGUCUUUAAUUUGAGAGUUAUUAAGUCAUUAUUUUGACAUACUAAGUGAGUGUUUUGAUAAGCAAGUCAUUAUCAUUGGAUAUUAUUUCAAGUCCGUCAUUAUUUUGAAAUACCUACUCAUUACUCUGAGAUAAACUGUGUACAUACUACUUAUGGUGACUUUCUGAUCACAUCGGCAAACGGGCUUUCAUAGAUAAAUAGACAGAUUGAUGCUUUAUUGAUCCCAAGGAAAAUUCAAGAUCAGAAACGCUCCCCGUCGGGGAAUCGAACCCCGGUCUUCCGCGUGACAGGCGGAGAUGCUGUCCACUAUAGUAACGAGGACAAGGAUGGAUACAACAGAAUACGAUAGCCAGAGUAAACAUCAUAUGGAGUAUAUUGUAAAAAGACUGAUCGGAUGGCUUACACAGAAUACGAUAGUGGCGUGUAAAGCCCCCACCCGUCCGUCACUCUCUCUCAGGAACACCCACACCCACGGUGGGCCCCUCCUCUUUAAUAAACCUGCUCCUCACGGUCUCGACUCCAUAGGCAACCGUCCACCUCUUCACUGGGACCAUCGCAUCACUUGUUACAGAUACCGGACUUACAGGACUUUCCUUCAGCCAUGGUUCGGGUUCCUCCGCCCGUGUUUGUGUUGUUACUGUUUGCGGGUGUUGCUGUGGUGAAGGCCAACUCUGGAGACAAGCUGAUUCGAUCAGAUUAUGAGGUUCAUGAUGAUAUAGAGUACUCUCUAGAGGGCGUUGGUGCAAGCCAGGAUCCCUACAAUGUGUUUGUGGUUGACCCUAAAACUGGACUAAUUCGUGUGACCGAAGUGCUUGACAGGGAGGUCAUCGCUAUGUACAAUCUGUCCGGUAUUGCUAGGUAUAAAGAUGGUACAGAAGCAGAGAAAAGAAACAUUGAGCCUGGGGAGGUGUAUGAACUCAGUCCUGCAGGGACUUCAGUUAUGAAAGUAACUGCAACUGAUGCUGAUGAACCAGGGAAUAAAAACUCCAUCAUCAGCUAUUCUAUCAUAGAGCAGGAGCCAUCUCAUGACAUGGGGACCAUCUACAUCAGCAAGCCGACACUGGACAGAGAGAAAGCAGAUCACUACGUUCUGACAGUGAAAGGUCAAGAUUUAAAUGGCUGUCCAGCGGGAAACACUGGAACAGGCACUGUUACUGUCACCAGUACAAGUUAAUGCUCUGUGCAGGCCUGUCAAGUUCUUUAACUUUAAACUCCAACCCCUGAAAAAUAGCUCCUGUUAUCCGACUAAAUAUCUACACUUCCAGGAUGCGGUUCACAGUUGAUUGCAAGGUGAUUUUGAUCUGAACAUGGAAUAUAUUCCUUGACCAAAAAAAAUAACAUGUUAUAAAAUAUUCAAUAUUUGGUGUAAAUAUGGUGAGUGAAUAUCUAAUGUUUAGGUAAAAUAAUGACUUAAACUUUUAGAAAAAGUUUAGAAUUUUAGAAAUUUUACAAAAUACAUAUUUAAAACUACCUGUCGCAAUAAUAAUAAUAAUAAUAAUAAAGUAGGUGAGUAAAAGGAGGGCAGCAGUGCACAAUAAUAACAUUCCAUUCAUAAAUAACUUGAUAUUAUAAAACCCAAGCUUCUUUUCCCUCCCUUCUUUGCAUUAAUCUCACUCUCCUCAUCUACUCUUUAUUUCUGUGUAAAUAAAGGUUCUGCUCUUCCUUUCCCUCCAUAUAAAUAACUCCUCUAUUAGAGGACUUGUGCUAUCACUCCCUUCCUGCCCUUCUGCCUGCUGGUAAAGAUAUGAACCGCACUGGAUAUUUGUUCACAAUGAUAAAAUAUUUAUGGCCCAGAAAAGCUAUCAUGGAUGUAUAUCAGAAACUGAUGUGGUUGUGGUGUAUUGAGCAUAAACGUUUAUAAGUAGUCAAAAUGGUGUAUCAGUGUAGAUACAUGUUUUGUUGACAUGCAGUUGUAAGGGAUAAUGGAGAAGGAAAAUAUCUCCAUAAGGUGAAAUUAAAUUUCUAUUCAAAUUUCAAAGUUUCAUGCAAAAGAAAAAUAUGAAAAAACACCAUUUGUGUUUGUUUCUUGAAUCAGUAUGAGGAAGGUCAUGGACUUCUCAUCGCUCCAAACAGAUGUGAUGUUUUCUUUGUUUCUGUCAUCAUUUAUUCACUAAGUCUGUUUCAGUUUUGUUAAUAUCCACACAGUGGCCUCUAAAUUAAAUAUUGUGAUUUUUAAACAAGAUUUGGAAAUUUAAAUGAGCACUGAUCCCACGUGAACAUGGUUUUUGACAUAUCAAGGAUGUGUGUUUUUUAGCUAUUGAAGUCAUAACCGCAGUCUAAAUAUGAUUCUUUGUUUUUGUUCCAUGUAAGACAAUGUUUGUAUGCCAUGGGGUAUUCAAAGGAAAUAAAAUGACAAAUUGCAUGGAGUCCCUCUCACACAGCAGACUCCAUGCAGUGCUGUCAUGUUUUACA
This is a messenger RNA of Scatophagus argus, 2428 nucleotides long. RefSeq names its product desmoglein-1-gamma-like. Gene Ontology annotation, biological process: homophilic cell-cell adhesion. Gene Ontology annotation, molecular function: calcium ion binding. The record is from RefSeq and is a predicted model, not a curated record. Gene Ontology annotation, cellular component: desmosome; membrane. The transcript is spliced from 6 exons. Lineage: Eukaryota; Metazoa; Chordata; Actinopteri; Scatophagidae. Bases 618 to 1190 code for a protein of 190 amino acids.